Cottoperca gobio is the source of this 2949-nucleotide messenger RNA. RefSeq names its product Ran GTPase activating protein 1b (gene rangap1b). NCBI's taxonomy places the organism in Eukaryota, Metazoa, Chordata, Actinopteri, Perciformes, Bovichtidae. Gene Ontology annotation, biological process: signal transduction; nucleocytoplasmic transport; activation of GTPase activity. The transcript has 16 exons. Gene Ontology annotation, molecular function: GTPase activator activity; small GTPase binding. Bases 139 to 1842 code for a protein of 567 amino acids. Gene Ontology annotation, cellular component: cytosol; nucleus; perinuclear region of cytoplasm. The record is from RefSeq and is a predicted model, not a curated record.
AACCCUACGUCAACAGAAUCAACGAAGAAGAAACCGAGGCGGCAUGACGUCACAUGGUUUGUCAACCGGCGCGCUGCACGGAAGAGCGGCGUGUUUUCGAUUUGGUUCCCCUGGAAAUUACUUUUUGUGAGAGUCACUAUGGCGUCAGAUGAUAUUGCUCAGCUGGCUGAUGCUCUCUCCAAGACACACGUCGGUGAUGGAGAGUUGAGCUAUAAAGGCCUGGGACUGAAGCUGGACAACGCAGAAUCAGUGGAGGAGCUGGUCCGUGAGAUCGAGCAGUACCAGGGUCUGAGAGCUCUGCGCCUGGAGGGGAACACGGUGGGAGUGGAUGCAGCCCGGGCCAUUGCCAAGGCUCUGGAGAACAAAGACCUGCUCCAGAGAUGCUACUGGAGUGACAUGUUCACCGGAAGGUUGCGCUCGGAAAUCCCAACAGCCCUGAGGUCUCUGGGCAGUGCAUUAAUGAGUGCAGGCGCGCGGCUGACGGAGCUGGACCUCAGCGAUAAUGCCUUUGGGCCAGAUGGCGUGAAGGGAAUCGAGCAGCUGCUGAAGAGCUCUUCCUGCCACACCUUGAGGGAGCUGAAGCUCAACAAUUGUGGCGUUGGGAUCGGAGGAGGAAAGAUCCUGGCUGAAGCUCUGAUCGAGUGCCACAGAAAGUCAUCAGCGCACGGAGCUCCACUCAAGCUGAGAGUGUUCAUCGCCGGGAGGAACCGCCUGGAAAAUGAAGGAGCCCGCGCCCUGGCUAAAGCCUUUCAGCUGAUGGGCAGCCUGGAAGAAGUCCACAUGCCCCAGAAUGGCAUCAACCACGCGGGUGUGAUAGCAUUAGCUUCAGCCAUGCGACACAACCCGGAGCUCCGCGUCCUCAACUUAAACGACAACACCUUCACCAAGAGAGGAACGCUGGCCAUGGCGCAGGCCCUGAGGCACCUGAGGAAUGUGCAGACGAUCAACUUCGGAGACUGUCUGGUGCGCUCUGAAGGAGCCAUCGCCCUCGCCGCCGUCCUCCGAGAGGGACUGCCAAUCCUCAAGGAGCUCAACCUGUCAUUUGGUGAGAUCACGGAGGCGGCGGCUCUGGUGGUGGCUCAGGCGGUCGCGGACAAACCUGACAUGGAGAAAGUGGAUCUGAACGGAAACUGUCUGGGAGAGGAGGGCUGCGAGGCUCUGAGGGAGCACAUGGAACACAUGGACAGAGGAGACAUGCUGGCAUCACUCAGUGAUGAUGAGGGAGAACCUGAUGAAGACGAUGAUGAAAACAACAACGAUGAUGAAGACGAUGCCAGUGACGACUGUAAUGAAGACGAAGAAGAUGAUGAGAUUGUGAAGGAAGACGAGGACAGAAAAGACGACAGUCCUGCAAAACCUCAGUGUCCAGCAGAGAUCUCGUGUCUCCUCAGCUGCCCGUCUGCAGAGAAGCUCCUUCAGCUGGGAGAGACGAGGACCGACCUGCAGCAACAGGUGGAUUCCUCUGACCCACACAAGGCGGCUGAUGUCCUUCUGAAAAUCGCUUCUUUGUACAGCGAGGAUCCCGAGACCAAGGCGGCGGUGCUCGAAACUAUCGACGCUGUGUUGAAGAAGCUGCUCUCCGGCUCAGACCUGCAGUCGUACUGCUUCUUCUCCACGCUGCUGGUGAUGAUGGGACUGCUCAAGGGAGAAGGGAAGAUGAAGAAAGUGUCCCUGGUCUCAGGUCAGCUGUUGUGUCUGGAGCACGCUGUGCAGCAGGAGUACUUCCCCCGGCACCUCGCCUCGCUGCUUCACACCUUCAUGUCCAAGAACGGUGAAGCUCUGGAGUCCUGCAGCAGCGCCAGUGAGAGGCUGAGCUCCACUCUGGAGAAGAAGUGCCACUGAUGAUCGCACACACACACACACACACACACACACACACACACACACACACACACACACACACACACACACACACACACACACACAUUACUGACUUUAAUGUCUUAACCAACAGGGAAGCUUGACACUUGAACAAGGGACUUGUACGGCCACUUAUCGUAUCUCCACUUCCUCAUUUGUAUAUUUUAUGGCACAAAAUGUCUUAGUUUUUAUUUUUCUACUUAAUGCUUGUGACUUAUAUUUUUAUAGAAAUGCACAUCAGGUAACGGUCGGGUGAAUGUUUAAAAAAUGUAACUUGGAGUGGAGCUAACUUUAGACGACGCACCUUUAACAUAUUUUGCAUUUAGUUCUGUAUAAUCUGGGAAACAUUACACAGAAAGAAAACAACACGUCUGUCAGGUGAUGCUUUUUAAAUAUCUUGUUUUGUCCAGAACACAAAAGAUAUUCACUUUAAUAUGAUAUAAAACAGUUGCUUGUGUUUCUGUCCGUUCACUAAUCUAUUAGUGGACUAAUCACUGCAGCUCUACAAAGUUGUUUUCAGGUCUGGGUACAUUUGGAACUUGCACAGUAAAUGUUAAGAAGGAGAGAGAUGUGAUGUCUGCUGAUAUGUGUUGCUGUGAAAAAGUUAAGGAGACAGAAAGACCAUUUAUUCAUGUAAAUCUUAUUGAACAGAAGAACACUCUCCAGAGCCGCCUGUUUAUUGAUCCGGUUUACUGAAAGGAUGCUGGAGUUGUUGUUUUUUAGGACAGUCUGUCCAAUCGCAGUGCUGCUCAGAAGGGCCGGUGGAGUCUAGGCGCUGUGUGCAUCAGACUGUGAGCAGGAAUGGGGCUGCAUGCAGGAGCAGCACACACUCACCCAUGAGCCUGAAUACACAGCAGCAUGUGUGUGCAUCACCCUGCACUGAGCCCAGUCAUAACACUGCACAGCUCACGGGACCACAAUCACUGUCACCUGAUGUUUCUUCUCUUGUUCCUUAAGUCUUAUUGAAAAAUGUGCUCUUAUGUUUGUGUUGCACAAAUCCAGAUGCUGCGUGUUAACUCGUGUAGAGGUGUGAGGAUCAUGCUUGAUGUGUUUGUACUGUCAGAAAUAUAACUACUCUAACAAGCCUGA